Molecule: messenger RNA, 582 nt
Organism: Dictyostelium purpureum
Lineage: Eukaryota; Evosea; Eumycetozoa; Dictyosteliales; Dictyosteliaceae
Exons: 6
Coding region: 1-582 (193 amino acids)
Molecular function (GO): toxin activity
Source: RefSeq, a predicted model, not a curated record
AUGUCAGCAGACACAACAUUUAUUCAAACAUUUGAUUUAAAUAAAUUAAAUGAAGAGGUUACAAAAAAAUUAGAUGAAAAUCCAUUGCAAACAAUAGCUCCAAUAGGCUUUACUGGUAAAAGUGAAGACAAAAAUGACCUAUAUAAUCCAGUUGUUGAUGCCCUCGAUAUUAAUGUUGCUACUCUAUAUACACCCAUUAGUGAUUUAGAGUUAAGUGUUUCUUCAGUAAUUGGCUGUAUCCCAGAAGUUGGAGCUUUAUGUCAAGGUUUUUUUUCAGUAUUUAUGUCUCGUACUAAAGAAGAAACUUUAACCAAAGAUGUUGUUGAAAAAAUCAUUAAUGAAAAAAUUGCAAAGUUUAAAGUUGAAUUAGAACAUAUUAUUGAUCAGAAAAUUUCUAAAUCAGAAGCUGAGCAAUAUAAAACUAUCUGUGAUAAGGCUUUUAAAGGUUUAUGUAACUCAUCAUUGGAGCUAUUAAUUGAUGACUUAAAUAUCCUCAAAAAAAAAUUAUUAUUAAAAGAAAAGGUAAACCCCACUGAUGGAUUUAUGGUUGGUUUAAGAGGCAAGUAUAAAUUAAUUAAAUAA